Sander lucioperca (pikeperch) is the source of this 4723-nucleotide messenger RNA. It is a transcript of the gene slc5a6b, whose product is annotated as solute carrier family 5 member 6. The transcript has 16 exons. The record is from RefSeq and is a predicted model, not a curated record. NCBI's taxonomy places the organism in Eukaryota, Metazoa, Chordata, Actinopteri, Perciformes, Percidae. Gene Ontology annotation, biological process: pantothenate transmembrane transport; biotin transport; sodium ion transport. Gene Ontology annotation, cellular component: membrane. The coding region runs from base 329 to 2191 and encodes 620 amino acids. Gene Ontology annotation, molecular function: sodium-dependent multivitamin transmembrane transporter activity.
CAGAGAGAUUAGCCUGGUGGUAGGUUCAUUUAACGCUUUGUGAACACAACAAAAGAUAUGAAAAACAUGACAGUUAAUCUUAUAGAGAAUGAGCGUAUUGUAUUGGCUGCAGUUCUUGUUUUUAGCCGUAAAGAAGUUGCUUUAACUAACGUAGUGCUCUUGAAUGUCUCAGUAAACAGCAUGGUUAGUCUAACCCGGAUUACAACAUGUGUUAAGGCUCCUGGACUCUCCUGACUGAUGGGUGUGGACAAAGGCGCUUCUCAUCUGACUGACUGUGCGUCUGCAGGAGAACUUCUCCGACUGCAACCCAGACUUGAAGACAAUCAACAUGGACCCGUCCUACCAGAAGCACUUUGCGGUUGCUGACUAUGUGAUAUUUGCAGUCCUGCUUGCUGCCUCUAUGGGCAUCGGGCUAUACCAUGCUCUUUCAGGCGGACGUCAGCGCACCACCCAGGAGUUCUUGAUGGCAGACAGGAGCAUGAGGUGUCUCCCUGUUUCCCUGUCGCUCAUCGCCUCAUUCCAGUCUGCUGUGGCGAUCAUAGGCGUACCAGCAGAAAUCUACACUCACGGUACUCAGUACUGGUUUAUCGGCUGUGCCUAUAUUCUGGGCCUCCUCAUUCCUGCUCAUGUUUUCAUUCCUGUGUUGUACAGACUGCGGCUUUCCAGCACUUACCAGUAUCUUGAAAUGCGCUUCAGCAAAGCAGUGCGCAUCUGUGGGACUUUGACCUUCAUCUUUCAGACAGUUAUCUAUAUGGGACUUUGUGUGUACACCCCUGCCUUUGCACUAAAUGCAGUUACUGGAUUUGAAUUAUGGGGAGCAGUGCUGGCCACUGGCCUAGUGUGCACAUUGUACACAACAAUGGGUGGUUUGAAGGCUGUCAUCUGGACAGACGUCUUCCAGACUGUUGUGAUGUUUGCAGGGCAGCUGGCUGUCAUCGUGGUGGGAGUGCAGCAGACUGGAGGAGUGUCUGAAGUCUGGAGGAAAGUCCGGGAAGGAAACCGCAUCUCCGCUCUCGACCUUAACCCAGAUCCUACAGAGAGACACACCUUCUGGACUCUGGGAGUUGGGGGAAUCUUUCUCAUGCUGUCUCUGUACGGAGUGAACCAGGCUCAGGUCCAAAGAUAUCUCAGCGCGCGCACAGAGAAAGAGGCUGUCAGGUCUUGCUACAUGGUGUUUCCCUCCCUGCAGUUGGCUCUGGCUCUAAGUUGUGUCAUGGGACUGGUCAUGUUUGCACGUUACUGUGGAGAGGAUCACUCUGAUAAGCUGGGAACCUCUUCAAAGGAUGCAAUGGUGGUUUACUUUGUGAUGGACAUGCUGCAAGGUCUGCCUGGACUUCCUGGACUGUUUAUCGCAUGUUUGUUCAGUGCAGCUCUCAGCACCAUCUCUUCUGCUUUCAACUCUUUGGCCACUGUGACAAUGGAAGACCUCAUCAAACCACAUUUCCCCACCAUGACCGAGGCAAGAGCAACCCUGCUGUCCAAAGUCUUAGCUAUGUCAUACGGGCUGCUGUGUCUGGCCAUGGCCUAUCUCACUCACCUCAUGGGGGAUUCAGUUCUACAGGUGGCUUUGAAGAUCUUUGGGAUGGUUGGUGGUCCUAUUCUUGGUCUGUUUUGUCUCGGGAUGUUUUUCCCGUGGGCCAACUCCACUGGAGCGUUGGCAGGUCUGGGGGCCGGUCUGGCUUUGGCUUUCUGGGUUGGCAUCGGAAGCAUCGUCACUCGUAGCUCCAGCACAAGGCCGUUGCCGCCCUGCAGAGCCGUCCUGCUGUCAGACAACAUGACUACUGCCAUUCACGCUGCACUCCUUAAUGUCACUCUGAGCCGACCCUCUGGACUGAAGAGAUUUUAUUCAUUGUCCUACAUGUGGUACAGUGCAUUCAACUGCUUCACAGUCAUUCUAAUAGGCCUGAUCAUCAGCUUCCUCACAGGCCCUAUGAAAGAAGAAGAUGUAACACCAGGCACAGUCUAUCCCUUGUUAGGGAAACUGCUUUGCUUUCUACCUGAACACCUCAAAAAGAAGCUCUGCUGCGUGACUCCUCUGGGACACACGCUCUCAGCACAACAAAGGCCUUCACAAAACAAAGAAAGCAAUGGGCUGGCCUUCCCACGAGAGGACAGGACAUCACAGGAAGAGACGGACACAUUGUUUCCUGAGGCUCACACACCUCUUGUGGAGCAUGAAACAACUGUGUGAUAUCACAGUUGUUUCAUGUCCGGCUGGAGAACGGUUAAAAAGUCUUUACACUUAGCACUUGGACUCAAACAAUAUGUAUUUUUAUUGCUCUUUUUGUUGGCUUUGCUUUGUGAUGAACAAUGUCAUUUAAAUUUGUACUGUCAAAUGCUGCAACGAGGUCAAAGCUGAAUAAUGUCCAGUCAACACAGGGUUGUUUUAAAGCAAAUGCUUGACUGUGGCUAAGCCUGUUUUAAUUUUACAGAAACAAGUUUAAUGUAUGCAGUAUUUGUCAACUUAAGGUGUAUGAUUAUUCAGUGCGUUACAUGCAGUUUAAAAAAACGGUUAUAUUUGGGUUAAGGUAAUACACCAGUUUCGCAAACGCCAUGUUAACACCUUACCUGACCUUAGAAUCAGAGUUCUCAUAACACAGUAAACAGACCUAGAUAACCCCUUCAGUAACUGGGCUAUUCGUGCAUGUAUACAACUUAACCGGGGUAAGAUCGGGUUACACAUCUGCGCAUGCUCCGUAGGUUACAACGGCCUUUAAAAUGGCGAGUUUUAAAGAAAAUUAGAACAAGGCAGGCCUGCUUAGUUCUUUUGGGGAAUGAUUGUAGAGUUUUACAAAUAAUGUUUUUUGGCAUUUACACUCUAACUGGGACAUGUUGGCCUACGAUUGGCGGGAUUGCUGUGGACAAACGUUAGUUAGCUAACUUAGCUUGCUAAUUCCACCCAACACUGGUUACAGAAAAUGAGCUGAACAAAGGUGUCAGGCCAGAGCACUGUGCUUCCCUACGCUGUGACAAGUGUGUGAAUGAAACAUUACAUUUUUAAUUUUACUAAUUUAGUGGCCAGUCGGUGUAAUCAAAAAGAGCGCCACCUACUGUACCGGAGGUAGAGUUACUCCUGUCAUUCUUCCCAGCUCAUGUAUACGGGGAGAACUGGCACAGCCCCGUUUUUCACUUAACAGAGGUAAGACCGUACCCUGGUUACUGCUGUGCAUGUGAACGCACUAAUUGAUUCACAUUCAUUCGGUUCCUUGCGUGUGUGCAUGUAAAAAAAACUGCAGUAUUGGGGCGAUGGUGUGGUUUAAAGCAAAUUGACAUUUAAAAUAUUAAAAGGCUAAAAUAAGGUUAAAACCUAGGUUGAAAAGAGCCCAGGACUCUGCUAAAAGACUGAACAGGUUCUAAAAUCAGUGGUGAGCAGAGUUAAACACAAUCUAAGGUUAAAAGUUCACAGGAAAUUAAUUUCAAAUAAAACAAAUACAAAACCCAGCCCAGAGUCACGGAAACGUAUUAUUUCCUCAGUUCCGACGUCCCUCCGACUUGCCAAUGGCUGCAGCCUUAACUGGAAGGGGAUUAAAAGACUAGGGGGACGUCGCUUCAGUAAUAAAUCGUAGGAAAUGGACUGUAUUUAUAUAGCGCUUUUCUAGUCUCAACGACUACUCAAAGCGCUUUCACAGUACAGGCACCAUUCACACACACAUUAAUACACUGGUGGCCGAGGCUGCCAUACAAGGUGCCACCUGCUCACAUUCACACACCGAAUUGUAUUUUUACAUUUUUAAACUGUAGGCUAUGUCUAAUGUAUUUGAUAUCCUAGUCCUGCUUCCUCUGAGUGGCUUUGUCGCUUGUCAGGCCGCCGUUGGAAAUAAGAACUUGUUCUUAAUGACUUGCCUGUAAAAAUAAAAAUUGGGAACACAUGCCCAUCUACUACUCCUCUCCGUCGUCGUCGUCCACUAUCCCCUCCAACCUCCCUAUAAGCCUUCUUCAGAGCUGCCGUGUCCUCUCUGGCCUCAGAACUCUCCCUCCUCCAUACCCCCACCUCACCCGCGUCCCAGGGAACAGUGAACGUAGCGCACAGCAGAUCAAACUUGUGGUCGAGCCGAGCCCAGGCCUCUGCAAUAGCAGUUAGGGGUGGGGGAAAAAAACGAUUUGCGUAUGUAUCGUAAUUUUUUUUUGUGGUGAUUUUUAAAAUUGAUUCUUUUACCCAGAAUCAAUAUUUAUGUAUUUAUAUAUUUUUUUUUAGCCUUCCUAAAUAUUUUUUGUUUAUCAAUACCACUUUGGCUACUACAUAUGUUUCCAGCAAAACGGAGCGAAAGCAGAAAAUGCAUGUUGUGUGCUUCUUUACAAAUGAAGUCAAUGUCUGAGUGACUGACAGACAUGUGAUGUGCAUUCUUUUUAGAAAACAAUUUAGUUUUUUUUUUUUUUUAGAAAUGUGUCAUGACAUAUUGUCUCUAGAAAUGUAUUAUUCAACUUUUGUUUUUGUUAAAGAAGGAAAAGAUCGCAAUACUCAAUAAUACUAUGUCGAAUCAAUACUUCCAGAAUCGCAAUAAAUUAUAAUCGAAGCGAUGUUAGAAAAUGCCAACUAGAAAUAUUUUAUACCGAUAUUGAUUCUAUACUUGACUAUUGUUUAACACUACUGCAGCUGUAUGAGAUGACCUGUGUGAGAUGAUAGUGCCUCACUUUUAAGAAUGUAUGUUUUGUCUGUAUUGCAGCUGAAAUACUGAAGAAAAAAGUUUUUUUUUUAAAGGAUUUAAAGAUUAUGUACAUCUCC